UUGGCUCUGAGAGCAACAAGUCAACACAUUUACACUCCUAUAUAAACAGCUCAGGCCAGCGCUGCCUCCGACUUUGUUUUCUUUUUCUCAUUUCUGCACAGGAAAACAAUCCAAAGCAUCAUGAAUAAACUGCUGGUCGUUACUGUGCUGGUUGCACUUCUUGCUGUCAACACGGAUAGCUUUCGUUUGAGAAGGCAAGUGGCAGAGGAGGAAGAGGGAACGCUGACCAAGAUCUCAGGCGCUGUCAAGUCCUACUACAACAGCGCCGUGGACACCGUCAACGGAUACGUGGACAGCAUCAAAGGCCUGAAACUCGAGGAGAAAGCAAAGAAUCUUUACACCGAAACCAGUACAGUUGUGAGCACCUACGCCGGCAUAUUCCAAGACCAGCUUUACCACUUUUUCCACCACUAGGAGAAGAAAGUACAAAACAAAUAAAUAAAUAAACUCUUUCAAGAGCAUAGCACUGCUCAUCCUGCACAUGAAAGUGUCUCCAUACCAUUUGACACCUUAACGUUUGGUACUCAUCACCAAACGGAGCCUCACAACUGAAAUAGUGGACAAUGUGCUUUGUAUAGUGCUUUUUUAAACCACUGAACUCAUAUUGGAGACAUCCUGACUACACAACCUGCCUAGAGGAAAUGGAUGGCCAAAUGUGGUGAGCACACGGGGCACUCAAUGUCCUGCAGAUAAUCUCACGUCCACUUAGAUGUAUUGAAUUCCCUCAUAAUUUACUUAAAUCGGCCAUCCCACCCCUCGAUGAGUGAAAUGUUUGUGUCAUAUCUUGAAAUAAAGUAUUUAUACAAAAAAG
This is a messenger RNA of Poecilia latipinna (sailfin molly), 811 nucleotides long. It is a transcript of the gene apoc2, whose product is annotated as apolipoprotein C-II. Gene Ontology annotation, cellular component: chylomicron. NCBI's taxonomy places the organism in Eukaryota, Metazoa, Chordata, Actinopteri, Cyprinodontiformes, Poeciliidae. The transcript has 4 exons. Gene Ontology annotation, molecular function: phospholipase activator activity; phospholipase binding. The record is from RefSeq and is a predicted model, not a curated record. Bases 121 to 414 code for a protein of 97 amino acids. Gene Ontology annotation, biological process: positive regulation of lipoprotein lipase activity; positive regulation of phospholipase activity; lipid metabolic process.